AGAUUCGAGUCACUGAGAUGAAUCAAACGCCUCAGCACUACUGAGCAUUAACAGAUAGAGUGGUUUAGGAUAAUCCUCGCGCAUAUCAUCAGCACUCAGUAACGCGCAUACGUCAUCUCUCUCUUGUCUUGCAGAGUGCAGACUCAUGGACUGAACCAGCAGCAGCAGCAGCACUGACAGCAGCGUCGCAUCCUACUGAAGUAUUAACCAGAGCGACAAAACUGCAGCCUUGACCACUAGACGACACACGUCCAGCCUAAAACAGGCACUGCUAUGUUGAAACGCAUUAGAUAUGACUGAUGUCGAGGUGACGUAUGAAGACUUCAUGGCCUCUGGAAGGACCGGCCGACGCAAUGCUGUGCACGAAAUCCUGGGAUCCUCCGGUGGCCUGGACGCUAGCGGACUCUCCCAAACUCUGUCUGAGCUCAAUAUCAGCAAAGCAGAGGCAGGGAAUGAUGGAGAGAAAAACCAAAGCUUGGCAGACUCCGAUUCCAAGCAGGAAGAAGGCAAAGGGGAAGGUACAUAACAGACUUCAGUGACAGAAUCAGGAAGUACCCCCUCUAGUGGCUGAUUUUAGAACUGAGCACGGAGGGGUUGACACUGAAAGUAGCAGAGCAUCCCUCUCCGUUAACGAUCCGGAUGGAGGACACUUUGCUUUGAGGAAGCUACUGUGAAAGGCUGGGCCUUAAGAAUCACAGCUACUUUAGCUGAUGUAGGUAUGAUUUCUACUUAAUAACUUCACUUUAGUUGUUUGGUGCUUAGGUGGGAAUUUGGGUCAGAAGUAAUGGCAUUAGAUUGGCGAAGACACUCUUGGGAGAUCAGAUGGAUCACCGCAUCGGAUUCACCUAUUAACUGCCAGAGUAGCGCAGCUAAUACGCACUCAAUGUUCAGUCAUUUUAUAGGUGUAGUGUUGUAAUAGUAAUAUCAGAUUUUGAUAUUAAAUUGUGCUGUCUUUUGAUAUCAUGUUGAUAUUCACAUAAUGUAAGUGCUGCACUUUUGUUAAACUGUCUAUGAUGGUCUUGCAUGGCACUGCUCCUGAUAGAAUACCUGUGUGUAACUGUUCACAUCCCGCAAGGGACUAAUCAUGUGUGAUCCGAACAUUUGCAGCGUGUGGUGCUUCAUGAUGAAAAUUCUUCUUUUAUUAUGAACUCGAGCCUGACUUAAAGUCUGACUGACACUGCCUAUUAACCCUUUUGACAAUGUGUUCAAUAGAGCUUGCCGUAUCAAACCUCUGCCCAUUUUUUGUCUUCCAGUCACUAGAUCUACGUCCUCAAUUUUGCAUAAAUAUAUUUGAUGAUAUUUUCAUCUGUAGGUAUGUAAAUAUUUGAAUAAAUUCAAGCAAUCUUUGGGAAAAA
Molecule: messenger RNA, 1355 nt
Organism: Carassius gibelio (silver crucian carp)
Lineage: Eukaryota; Metazoa; Chordata; Actinopteri; Cypriniformes; Cyprinidae
Gene: pkia
Product: cAMP-dependent protein kinase inhibitor alpha
Exons: 3
Coding region: 293-526 (77 amino acids)
Biological process (GO): negative regulation of cAMP-dependent protein kinase activity
Cellular component (GO): cytoplasm; nucleus
Molecular function (GO): cAMP-dependent protein kinase inhibitor activity
Source: RefSeq, a predicted model, not a curated record